AUGCCUGACACAACAGAAGAUUUAGAAAAGGAGAAAGUUCCAUGGCAAUACAAAUCUCUCCAUGGGGUAUACCACUGGCAGAUAGUGGAUGUGGCCCAUAAGAUAAAAUCCUACCAGUUGCUGGAAAAAGCAGAACUGAAAGACCGCACUGAGGCACUAAUCCUAACAGCACAGGAACAGGCACUCUGCAAAAGAUCAAUAGAAGUGGGAGUCUUCCACACCAGGCAAGACCCAAGGUGCAAAGAGGCCCCUGCAACAAUCCAGCACCUAGGAGCUGUUUGCAAGAUGUUAGCAGGAACAGCAUACACUGAAAAGCACAACCAAGUGACUGGGAUUGUGUACCAAAUCAUCUGCACAGAUUAUGGGCUGGACCUGCCUAAUUCCAUUUGGGAGAUACCACAAAGAGUAGUUGAGAUCCACACAGACAAGCAAGAACUAAACAACCAACCUGACAUUGUGGUGGUGGAUGUGGCAAUACCCAGUGACUAUAACUUUAGGAAGAAGGAACAUAAAAAGAUGGACAAAUACCAAGGACUGAAAGAAGAGCAAGAAAGGAUGUGGAAAGUGAAGGCAGUGUAG
Molecule: messenger RNA, 579 nt
Organism: Pelobates cultripes (western spadefoot toad)
Lineage: Eukaryota; Metazoa; Chordata; Amphibia; Anura; Pelobatidae
Source: the annotation of a GenBank genome assembly